Rangifer tarandus platyrhynchus (Svalbard reindeer) is the source of this 438-nucleotide messenger RNA. The record is from the annotation of a GenBank genome assembly. Lineage: Eukaryota; Metazoa; Chordata; Mammalia; Artiodactyla; Cervidae.
AUGAGCAGUUGCCUUGGUGGGGGCAUAAAAGUGAUGUCCAAGGAAGGGGGAGCCGCCAAGGAUGGGCUCCAGAUUGAGAAUAACUGUCCUGGUUCUUCUAGGUCAGCCAGGAGGGUGUCAUAUUCUUCCAGGGACCAGAGGCAUCACAAACAGUUGAGAGCCACUGUAAAGAUGGAAGUUGACAUUCCUGGCCUGAGGAGAAGUCAGUCUAGGGCACACAAAUGGGGUCCACUAUUAUUUCUACUAUUAAUAAAAAUACAUACUACAGAGGAUCUGAAUAGACCAUUUUCCAAAGACGGCAUACAAAACGGGCAGCAGGCACGUGAAAAGAUGCUCAACAUCACUAGUCAUCAGAGAAAUGCAAAUCAAAACUACAUUGACUGUCACCUCACACUGGUCAGAAUGCCAUUCUCAAAGUCUACAAACAAUAAAUGCUAG